This is a messenger RNA of Sinocyclocheilus anshuiensis, 1808 nucleotides long. RefSeq names its product MKS transition zone complex subunit 1. Bases 9 to 1775 code for a protein of 588 amino acids. The record is from RefSeq and is a predicted model, not a curated record. NCBI's taxonomy places the organism in Eukaryota, Metazoa, Chordata, Actinopteri, Cypriniformes, Cyprinidae. The transcript is spliced from 19 exons. Gene Ontology annotation, cellular component: MKS complex. Gene Ontology annotation, biological process: cilium assembly.
CCGUUAGUAUGUUACUAUGCAACGAGACGCUCAGAUGUGUCGCGUUAACUUCCUACCGGAGUAUUCCAUUAAGAAGCCGAGUGUCAGAUAUGGCCGACGGUUGGUGCACUGACACCGGAGAAUCGGUUUACCGUUCCCGGGAUGCGGUUAAAAACUUACGAAUACGAGUGCGCAUACAGCGGGUGACCUCCACAGCCGCUCUGUCUCAACAUCUCCAUCAGCAAGUGCUUUCCCAGCAGGAGAGAGGAGUUAUAGAGCUGGACACCUUCAGCUCUCAGACUCGAGCUGCUUCCACCACUGAUGCGGAGGAGCUGGUGGUUGGUUGGCAAGAGAAGUUCUUCAGUCAGUAUGAAGUGGACCUUUACCAAACAGAGUCAAAUUGUCAAACACCACUGGAGCGUCAGUAUCACACAGAAAUCAUGGCAAUGGAAAGAUCCAAAAGAAGACAAAACCAGCGCAUUUUCACCUACACAGACUUUGAUCGUUUUUCCAAAUGGGAAGAGCAAGCCCAGAGUCUGCUGAUCCCAGCUCAGUCCACACCAACCUUUUUAGCAGAACGCAUGGCCAAUGUUAGACACAGGAGACAAGAGAGACGUCCUGUAGAGUCUAUUGUUCACAAGUCCCGUUUAAUCACAUGGGAGCCUUCUGAGGAGUUCAUAAAGAACAGCCACAUCAUCAACACACCAGUGCAGACCAUGCACAUCAUGGGAGAUCUUGGGCCUUCAGGGAAGUUGGGCCUGAAAGAGAAUGAAUAUAUAUUAUGCACCAUAAAAGCAGAUGGUAAUGGAGUAAUCACAAUAAAACCAGACUUUAACAACAACAGAGGAGCCUACAGGCUGGAAACGCAGUGGGAGAAGAGGGAGGUGUGGAGGCUGUAUCUGGAGAGCGCCUCAUCAGACAUUCAUGCAGACGAGAAAGAGAGAGAGCAGCGCAUGUACAGAGAUCUGUACACACGUCACAAAGAUUACCUCAACAGCCUGGUUGGCCAAGACUUUGAAAUGCCACCUCCAGGAAUACUUCGCCUGAUUGUAAAUGGAGAGAUUGUUUCUGCUCAGGGCUAUGAGUAUGACAAUCUUUAUGUCAAUUUCUUCCUGGAUUUACCAAAUAAUUGGUCAAGUGUUCCCUUUCACUGUCUGUCUGGUGUGACUCAGACGUGUUGCACACGCAGUGUGGGAAAGGAGGAUGUUGCCUUCUUCUCCUAUCCAUUCAGCUUUGAGACCUUUUUCCAUAAGGAAGACGAGUCUGAUGGGUCAUUACCCCAGUGGCCAGUGCUAUAUUUCAAAGUUCUUUCCUUGGAUUUCUGGCAGCGCUACAGAACGGAAGGCUAUGGCUUCCUGGUCAUUCCCUCAACGCCAGGGUAUCACAGGAUGACUUGCUGCACAUGGAGACCCCUCCAGUCCGGCACGGUGGCUGAACUGAGACGCUUCUUCAUCGGCGGCGCUCCUGAACUCGAGGACAUCAGUUAUGUCAGAGUGCCUGGCACUUUCAAGGGAAAGCGAUUGAGUCGCUUUGGCUUUCGCACUCAAACCACUGGAAGUGUGACCUUUACUCUUAAUUGUAUCCAGCAUGCCAGGGCUUUUAUUGAUGCCAGCACCCUGAAGAAAAGAAGACAAACUGUUCUGGAUCAGCUGGGCGGCCACAGUCAGCAGGGCUCUGUCUAUAAUGUUCUGGAAGCGUUUCAGAGGGCACAAAAGCGCAUGCAGGAGGCAAGAGAGACUUUACCCAGAGAUCUCAUCAACACCUCUGCACAACUAAACUCAGAGUCUACUGCAUAGGAACAUUACACAUGAAAGAUGUAUAAUAAUGCU